Lachnellula hyalina is the source of this 813-nucleotide messenger RNA. RefSeq lists its product as uncharacterized. The transcript has 2 exons. Lineage: Eukaryota; Fungi; Ascomycota; Leotiomycetes; Helotiales; Lachnaceae. The coding region runs from base 1 to 813 and encodes 270 amino acids. The record is from RefSeq and is a predicted model, not a curated record.
AUGACACCUAAAGUUUAUCGACAUGAGGACUUGAGCGACUUGGAUAUCGUUCAACGCUGUCUCGACCCCAAUCGUCAAGUUGUCGGCGGUUAUGGGAAUCCUGUAAUAAAACUAUCAGAGGAAGUGGUAGUCAAAUUCGGCCAUGAUGUUUCAGCCGAAGAGGCAGACAACCAAAGAAAAGCUCUAGAGCUACUUGAUAACACCAUUAUUCGCAUACCACAAGUAUAUCGCUACUUCACUUGGACCGACAAUAGCACAUCAACUUUGAAAGGGUUUCUUGUUAUGGAAUUCAUCCAUGGCGAAGUUCUUGAAUCAGUGGAUAAUCAUCAGAUAAACCAGAUUGCAAAGGUCCUCUCACACUUUUCGACUAUACAGGGCCAGCGACCUGGUCCACUACAGACGGGUGUCUCGCGCGGACUACUCUGGGAAGAGAAUGGGAAGCCAACCUUUGAAACAACCAAACAAAUGGAGCGUUGGUUAAACUUCAGGCUACCAGACACCAAGUCCAAAUUAGCCCUCGAGGAGUAUCCCUUAGUUUUGUGUCAUUUGGAUCUUGCACUACGAAAUAUUAUUUGGUUAGAGGAUGGCUCUGUGUGUUUUGUGGAUUGGGCUUCGGCGGGCUUUUAUCCAAGAUUCUUUGAAGUCUGCCUUUUGAAAAUUAUGGAAAACAGUCAUGGGGACUAUGAGCUAAAUCUAAUAAGGCAGAUGAAGAAGUUGACGGAGGAUGAGGAGGCUCAAAUGUCACUCUUGGAGCGGUCAUUCUAUAACGGUAUUAAUUACUACUUUCCUUCAAUAUCGGAGACUCUGUUGUGA